Molecule: messenger RNA, 2572 nt
Organism: Sitodiplosis mosellana (orange wheat blossom midge)
Lineage: Eukaryota; Metazoa; Arthropoda; Insecta; Diptera; Cecidomyiidae
Product: paramyosin-like
Exons: 6
Coding region: 201-2168 (655 amino acids)
Source: RefSeq, a predicted model, not a curated record
GCUUCGUAUUUCAUUUGACAAACAGUCGACAUCGUUUGUGUAUUGGUAUAGCACGCUCGGCAUUUCUUUGUGGACAUUCUGUUAGUUAACGUCAAAAAAGAAGCUGCAAUCUGUUGAAGCAACAGCAUUUUUGUUAAUAAUAAAGUUUUCUGUGCAUUAUAAGAGUUGAUGUGCAAAGUUGGUGUUGUGUUAAUGUUGAAAUGGAUCCAUUGCGAAAAAUUCAUUUGAAUUUUUCCAAUAAAAAUUCAGAAAUUCGCGUUAAAGUGAAAUUUGGUCAAAAACUAAAAAAGGCCAUGAACUUUUAUUGCAAACAUUUCAAAAUGGAACCAUUUGAAGUGGCCCGUUUCUUUCACCAGGACAAAGAAUUGUUUGAAACUGAUUCGCCUGAAUCCGCUGAAUUGGUCGAUUCCGCAACAAUCAAUGUUUUAGUUCACAAUCCGCACAAAGCAUCAAACACAGUGGCGAAAACCGAACCAAACUCGGACGAAUAUCACUCUCCAACCGAUUCAAUUCAAAACUCGGAAUCGCAUGCAAUGCAUUCUGCCUCAGAUGGUAAUCAGCAAGUUGUUGAUUCGCUGACGAUGGAUCAAAUGGAAUCGAUUAAUGAAACGGAACCUCAAUCUAAUGGCUCAGCUACAGAUUUGGAUCAGAUUCACAUUUCGGAUCCUGAAUCGCAUGUGAAGGCUUCGAACGAUGGAAAUGUGAAACGAAAGGGCGACAAUGACAAUGAUCCCAGUGAAUUAUCUGCUAAAGUCACCAAAAUGAUGGAGCACUCUGAUCCUGUUGAAAAGAACAAGCGCUGGGACGAGAUCGAACGUUUCUUGGACGAUUUGGUAACCAUUGGUGAAGGAAGUAUUGAUGCAUUUUACGUCUCUGAUGUUGAGCCUUUGAAAGAAACCAUAAGAAAGUACGAAAGCCAAGGCGAACAACUGAAACUGGAUCUGAAGCAAGCAGAAAAUAAGUGCCUAUAUUUACAUAGUGAAAUGCAACGUUUGCGUGAUGCCAUGGAAAAAUUAAAGGUUCAAAACGCGGAAGAGAUGAAGGCAUUGCAAUCGAAACAACAGGACGAAAGUUUCAAAGUGAAACGUGAACAAAGCGAAAUAGAAGCAGAGAUUGAACGUAGAGUUGCACUUCGAUUCAAAGAUUUGAGCAACGCAUGCAAAAAUCAAAUUGAGCAACUGGAACAGCGACACAAAGUUGUACUGGGUGAACAACAGCAAACGACACAAGCGGCUGUAUCUCAACUGGAUGAGGCGAAACGGACGCACUUGGCUGAAAUGGAAAUGUGGAAGCGAGAUUGCGCCGAUCUGAAUGGGAAAUGUGAAUUUCUUUUGAAGAAACACGAAGCGGACAUGCUUGGGCAACAACAAGCCUUUGUCGACCAACAAAAAGCAGCCGAAAACGAAAUACAUCGCCUCAGAAUGCAUUACGAAAGCCAACUAACGGCUUGGCGAACGAAAUACACCGAGCUGGAAGUGUCACAUGCCAAAAAUGCCGAAAAAGAGAACAACGGGGGGAUUGCAAAACGUGACGAAUCCAUUGCUUCGUAUAUCAAAAAAGUGCGAGAGUCACACGCAGCCAUUGCACAAUGGCAGCAAAGCUAUGCCGGAUUGAAAAAGGUAUACCAAGAUUUGUCACAACGGUACAACAAGGAUAUUGUGCACCAGAAUAACGCCAUCGUCAACCAGAAAACUCAGUACCAAGGUCAAAUCAAAGACUUAGAACAGAAGUUAAAUGAACUGAAAGCAGAAUCGGACAAACAAAUAGUUUCAUUGCAAUUUGAAAAAAACGACUACAUCAGUAAAUGGAAGGCUAAGGAACAAGCCUGUGCCCAACUGAAUGCCCACAUCGAAUCAAUGAAACGAGAAUAUGACACUCGAAUGUUGCAGAUGCGCCAAGAAUUGAUGAUGCAUCUCCAAAAUCGAGUAAAUGUGCCAAUCCCGACGCCAUCACCAGCAUCAACACCACAACCACCCGAAUCAACGCCAACACCACCACCAACAAAUUCCAACAAUGUGUCCAAUCAAAAACUUGGCCAGAAAAAAUGCUUGCAAUGUGGUUGUUCAUGCCGAAGAGCCAUCACAAUCCCCUACUGCAAUUCGAACUGCAAACAAGAGUAUUUUAAGGAGCAAUGUAAACAGUUGGCAGCCAAACAAACGGACGUCUAAGGGAAACAUGUGUAAUACGCAUCACUUUAUGAUUCACUUUCGAACCAUAUGCAACGCGUUACGACAACAAAGGAUCUUCGCAAACAAAAACGAAACAAUGAAACACUUUUUCCCUUGUACUAGAUUAGUUCUAUUAUCUUUCUCUUUAAAGUCUAUUGUUCACACCAAUUCCAACCGAACGCCACAGUUAUUCAUUUUAUUGAUAUUUUUCGAUGCCAAAAAUUAAGCUAAUCUUCAAAUCUAUUUAGGAAGAAAAAGUAUUCUUUUGAAAACAAAAAAAAUUGUUACCACUUUUAAAUUGACUUUAUAUUAAGCCAAACGUACUUACUAAGUAUUCCAGUAUUCAAAAAAAAUGUAUAAAAAAUGUUAUUUUUGUAUUAAAUUCUAUGAAUGAAUUCAAGAAA